Rotaria socialis is the source of this 1014-nucleotide messenger RNA. Lineage: Eukaryota; Metazoa; Rotifera; Eurotatoria; Philodinida; Philodinidae. The record is from the annotation of a GenBank genome assembly.
AUGAAAACAGAACCUUUAAAAAUCUUUAUUAAUGUCACACAGUUGUCGAGUGAAGUUUCUAAUUUAUUUGUCAUGUCCAACUACGAUUGUUUUAUUUAUCGAUCUAUGUCAACUGUAUUUAUUAUCAGUUCAAUUAUAUUUUUUAUUUUAAAUAUUCGUUUUUUACUUAUUGAUCGUCAUCGAUUAAAUCCAUUAGCAUUAAAUUUAAUCAUAAAUGCACUAAUAUCCAUUUCAUUUACUCUACCUUAUAUAACUAUCCAAGCAAUCAAUUGUCAUCCGAUUCAAGAAUAUAUUGUCUGUCGUCUGCAAGCUUUUAUUUGCUUUACAUGUGGUAUUUGCGUCAUGUAUACAAUAUCUUUAUUAGCAGUAGUGCAAUACAUAAGAUUAUUCUACAAUUCAAGCAUAUUACACCAAAUAUUUGAACAUAAAAAUAAUUUUCUUAUUCCAAUUCUAUGCUGGUUGAUAUCAUUAGUAUGGUCAUUUCCACCAUUUAUCAACAUAAAACCAGGCUUCAAGCGCCAAGGUAAAGGAUUUGAUUGUGGUAUUAAUUGGAAAGCAGAUGAUCUUCGCAGUGGUCUAUAUAUCUCACUGGUUUUUUUAUUUAUCUAUUUUCUACCGUUGUUUUGCUUAAUAUAUACAAAUGUUCGAAUAUUAAAAACAAUACGCAAAUUAAUCUAUCUACGAAAUUCAUUAAUACCACAAGCAACCGUAGGCAUACCUAGAGACUCGCGUCAUCAUUUUAUUGAUGUACUUACUGUGGCUGAAAGUAAUCGCCUCAAACGUCUGCGUAUCGAUCGGAGAUUUGCUCAAGCUAUCAUGAUUGCUGUCAUACAUUAUUUAUUAGCUUGGACACCAUACGCAACGUGUGCAAUUAUACAAAUAGUUACAGCUAUGAAUUAUAUUCAAUAUCAACUGCCACUAAUGUUAAUAACCGCUUCAGCACUAUUAGCAAAACUGGCCGUAAUGGGACAAUCAUGCGUUUAUUUUUAUACUGUGAGAUCAUUGAAUCGAUGA